CAAGCCACCGUCGGGCGGGCAUUCCUUUAAACUUGGCGUCAGUCUGGCAGGCACGAAGCAGAAAUGUCGGAGAAGUCGGAGGAACUGAUGGACUUUGAAGAAGAGGAGGUGGAGAACGCGUCCCAGUCUUCACAGGGGGAGGACGCAUCCCAGUCUUCCCCGGACCAUCGUGAAGUCUAUGGACAAGGUCUUCUUCGCGACAUCGAGGCGGACAGCCCCAAGGCUCUGGCUGCAGCUUACCGCUCGGGCAGCAUCACCCUCCAGGACAUUGUGGACGCGGCCCGCCUUUCCUCCCCUCACCCCCUUGCCGUCCCCACUGUUGAUUUUGACCUAGACGAGGAGGAGUUUGUGGACAUGUCUAACGAUGAAGCCGACGCGUGGACACAACUCCAGACCAUCUUCAGCCAGCGGCUGCAGGCUGAGCUCGACAAGGCAGCGGAGGACGCGGAGCAACGGGCCCGAGAAGAGGAGGCCGCUCAGAGGGCUCGGGAGCUAACAGCUCAGCGGGAGAGGGAGGAAGAAGCUGCGCGGGCCGUGCAACGGGAGCGGGAGCGCGAGGAAGCGGAGAGGCGCGCGAUAGAACAGCGGCGAGCGGCCAGGAGGCAACUAUACAACGACACGGUGAAGGCUCGCCACGAGUUCGAAGAGAGGAGGAAUCGUCUUCGCCCCGUCGAGACUUCGGCCGCUCAGCCCCCCCCCCCCCCUCCCGCCGUGUUGCCUGCCUCCUCUGCUCCUCGCCGGGUCGUCACCUCUCCGCGUUCGCCCAGCCCCGACGUGUCGCCGUCUCAGAAGGCAGCAUCGACGCAUCCACGACCUGCUACGAGCUUUGAGGUCACCCUCGACAACCCACGGUCAGCUGCCACAUCCCCGCUCUACUACCAAUUCCUUGCUGCCGACGUUGCCUUUCUCGGUCGCCCCCUCGAUACGCCAUCGGCAGACAUCUUCUUUCACCAAGAGGACGAACACGAGGCUCGCUGGAUAUUAUCGGCGGCACAGGGCACCGCCGGUACUGCCUUCCCGGACUCCAGGGNGAUCAAUCGGGAAGGACUCACGCUUCAGGCAGCAAGUUUCUCCCCGGCUUAA
Molecule: messenger RNA, 1083 nt
Organism: Ectocarpus sp. CCAP 1310/34
Lineage: Eukaryota; Phaeophyceae; Ectocarpales; Ectocarpaceae
Source: the annotation of a GenBank genome assembly